AUGUUUGAAUCGCCUGGUGAUAGAGAAUGUGAAAGAGGUACUGAAAUAAUAGCAUGGGAAGGGAAAAUUCGAUUAGUAGCGUCUAUAAUUGCGGCACCUCAAUCGAAUCUUUCUAUAACUUAUCCACCAAAAAUUGUGGAUAUUAAAGAAAUAUUGGUCAACUUUGAUGAUCUACAGAAAGGUAUCAAUGUCUAUAAAUAUCCCAAAGGAUAUGUAUGGAUUACAAGUUUCAGAUCCUGA
Entrophospora candida is the source of this 240-nucleotide messenger RNA. NCBI's taxonomy places the organism in Eukaryota, Fungi, Glomeromycota, Glomeromycetes, Entrophosporales, Entrophosporaceae. The record is from the annotation of a GenBank genome assembly.